Messenger RNA from Phalaenopsis equestris, 826 nucleotides. Its product is annotated as adenylylsulfatase HINT3. The record is from RefSeq and is a predicted model, not a curated record. Gene Ontology annotation, molecular function: adenylylsulfatase activity. The transcript is spliced from 8 exons. Gene Ontology annotation, biological process: purine ribonucleotide metabolic process; sulfur compound metabolic process. The coding region runs from base 1 to 660 and encodes 219 amino acids. NCBI's taxonomy places the organism in Eukaryota, Viridiplantae, Streptophyta, Magnoliopsida, Asparagales, Orchidaceae.
AUGGCCACAAUCCUCACUGGGAAACAUUCACACAUUCCAGCGAUGCGGCGCUUAUCCGAACCGCGAACAGCCGACGUUGUGCUCUUUGAACUCGGUGCUGUCGACGUCCGGCAGCCACCGCCCGCCAGCCAUGCCGCCGGAGGCGGCCUCGGCGGCCGGAGCCCUGAAGGUGGCAACGAUAAGGAAAGCUGCGUAUUUUGUUUGAUUGUUCGGGGCGAGUCGCCCGCCUUCAAACUUUAUGAAGAUGAUGUUUGUAUAUGCAUUUUGGAUUCCAACCCACUAAGUUUUGGACACUCCCUAAUUAUUCCUAAAUUGCAUUUUCCUUCAUUACAAGCUACUCCACCUUUGGUAGUAUCAGCCAUGUGUUCUACUGUUCCAUUUCUUACAAAAGCGAUCAUGAAAGCUACACAAUGUGAUUCAUUCAACUUGCUGGUCAACAAUGGAACAGCUGCAGGCCAAGUAAUUUUUCAUACUCACUUCCACAUAAUUCCUCGUAGAGCAGGUGACCAGCUAUGGCCUUCUGAGGGCCAGAGGCAGCCGAUUAAACAGAAUCAGGAAACUUUGAGUCUUGUGAGUCGCAUUCGAGAGAAAAUCUCGACUGAGCCUGUUGCUUGUUGCAGCAGUAUUGAAUCUCAGCUCCAUAAGAAUUUGCAGGAUUGAGUUGCUCUAUUUCUGUAUAUCUUAUUUUGUACAUGAUUUUUGCAUUUGAUUAUUUUGAAAGAUUUUUGGUUUAUGAUGUUAAUGUUGGUCUUGGUUGUCUGUAAGCCUGUAAAGACAAGAUGGGGAUGAUGAGUUCUCUUAAGAACAAUAAUGUAAAGUUUUGAAU